GUCAGAGACACGUUCACCACGGCGUUUGUCAAGAACUUUGUUGUGGUUCUGGUCUGGCUCAUCCUCAGUUACAUCAACGGCACCUUAGUCACCACCUUCUUCAGACACCAGACGUUUUAUGAAGACCCUCGCUACAUCCUCUUCAUCCACAUGGUGAUCAAUGACGGCAUCCAGCUCACCGUCACCGUCACGCUCUUCGUCCUCAGCUACAUCUUCUACAAGAUCAACGUCUCCUUCUGCUGCUUCUUCAUCCUCGUGGCCGUCUUCACCACCAGAAAUACGCCAGUCAGUUUAGCCAGCAUGGCUAUAGAGCGCUACAUCGCCAUCUGUGAUCCUCUACGCCACCCGCAGAUCUGCACUGUGAAGAGGACGUACAUCGUCAUCGGACUUAUUUGGUUUAUAUCCGUGACUCCAGACAUCACGGAUCUGUUUGUGACCCUGGCUACAGAGUCUCUGAGCUUCUUCCACGGGUCUGUGUUCUGUCUGCGUCGCAACAUCUUCAAAGAUCCAAUCCUGGCCUACAAGAGACAAGUGUUUGAUAUCCUCUACUUCUCCUGUGUGUUCCUCACCCUCGUCUUCACCUAUCUGAGGAUCCUGUUUGCAGCCCGGGCGCUCUCCACAGAGAAGAUGUCUGCCCAGAGAGCCAGGAACACCAUCCUGCUGCACGGCGCCCAGCUGGCCAUGUGCAUGCUCUCCUACAUCUCCCCCAGCGUGGAGAUCGUCCUGCACCUCAUCUUCCCUGGGAGGAUUUCAGAGAUCAGGUACGCUAACUACCUGAUCGUCUAUAUCCUGCCGCGCUUCCUCAGCCCCAUCAUCUACGGCAUUCGAGACAAACAGUUCAGGAAGUACCUGAAGAUGUACCUGCUGAGCAACAAGUGCAGGGUCAGACCAAAGACGGUGGUCCCCAAGGACUGA
Cheilinus undulatus (humphead wrasse) is the source of this 915-nucleotide messenger RNA. Its product is annotated as odorant receptor 131-2-like. The transcript has 2 exons. The record is from RefSeq and is a predicted model, not a curated record. Bases 151 to 915 code for a protein of 254 amino acids. Lineage: Eukaryota; Metazoa; Chordata; Actinopteri; Labriformes; Labridae. Gene Ontology annotation, molecular function: G protein-coupled receptor activity. Gene Ontology annotation, biological process: G protein-coupled receptor signaling pathway. Gene Ontology annotation, cellular component: membrane.